AUGCCUAAGCAGUUGACCUUCCGAAUUGCAGUUCAUAUCACACCGCGACUUCUCAUCUGCUACGAUCAAGAUAUUCUCGGUGAGGCGACAUCCAUCACAAUGUCGAUUAAGGUAGCGAUUAUUGGCGCAGGUCCUGCUGGUCUAGUUACCCUCAAGACCCUGCUAGAGGCCUCGACACCGGAACAGCGGAUUGAGGCUUGCCUAUUUGGAGCCGAAGCGGAUAUUGGCGGGACAUUCAACUACCGAUCCCAUCAGAAUGCAGAACUGGUCAGCAGCAAGCAGUUGACCACAUUCUCGGACCAUCGCUUGCCACUGGAUAGGCCUGAUCAUAUCUCACUUCCUGAAUAUGUGGACUAUCUGCGAUCUUAUGUUGCCAAGUUCAACCUGGACACCCAUAUCAAGCUCAACAGCCCCGUCAUUCGUGUAGACCGACUGCCAGAGAGCUCCCAGUGGAUACUUCGUGUCAACUACCUAGACGGGACAGACUCUGAGGAUAAGCAAGAAAAGUUCUAUGACUGUUCGCACAUUGCCAUAUGCACGGGACUACACGUUGCGCCCAAUAUUCCCACUAUCCCGGGAAUUGAGAACGUCAAUGGUGAUGUGUUUCAUUCAUCACUUUACAAGGAUCGCUCACAGGUAGCAGGCCGCAAUGUCCUGAUCUUAGGAUGUGGGGAAACAGCAAUGGAUAUCGCCUAUGAAUCCAUCAAAGCCGAUGCCCAGUCAGUCACGAUGUGCUUCCGAACUGGAUUCCUUUCCUUUCCCAAGGCAGUCAGUGGCUUCCAGAUUUUUGGCAAGACCUUCGGUGGCGGCCUUCCCAUCGACGGUCUCAUCGCCAACCUCUUCGAGACCGUAUAUGUACAUCGCGCCAUAGCCCGCAGCAGACUACGCUACACGUCGGUGGUCUUCCGUAAGAGCGACUGGGUCGAGCAUUCGUGUUCGUCAACAAGAGUAGCAAGGCAAUGCCAGACCUCAACCGGCCCUAUCAAAAGCACAAUCCGCUUUUGGCUUGUCUUGGGAUUCGAUACAUUGAUCCGCCAGAAGAUGCCAAUUCCAACCGAGUCGUCGAUACUUGUACAUGAGUAUAUGGAUGACUCUGGCCGAGUCCAUUUCCAAGCUAACCCCGAAAGGAAGGAUUGGCAGCGCUUGAAGAACGAGGUCAUCAAGCCGGACUGUGUGGUAUACUGUAGAGGGUACAAUCAACACUUCCCCUACCUUGACAGCACAUAUCCCACAGCAUCCGACGCCCGAAUUCGAAACGUCAUCCACCCAUCCCACCCGGAUAUCGCCUUCGUCGGGUUCGUCCGCCCAGGCGUCGGUGCCAUCCCCCCAAUCGCCGAGCAACAAUCCAUGUGGUGGACAGCUCUUAUCACCGGGAAAAUGGUCAUUCCAAAAUAUCCUCCACACUACCAUCUCUUAGCUGCCAAAGGGUCACGCAUCCAAUACGGCGUCGACCACAGCGCAUACAUGGGCACACUAGCUCGAGACUUUGGCGGUGCACCGGGACUGAUGGAGUUGUACCGUGAGCAUGGGCUGCGGAUGCUGCUGAUUUACUGCUUCGGCGCCUCAUUCGUCACAUUUUUUCGGUUACUCGGUCCCUUCAAAUCGCCCGUUGCGCCGGAGAUUGCGCGGACGGAGUUGGCGGAGUUGAUUCUUCGACGGGGUAUUGCUGGAAAUCUCUUCUUUGGACUGGUACCUAUGGUGUUCUAUGGAUCUAUUAAUGCGGUGGCAUUUUGUAUUGCAUUAAAUUGGGUUGAUUCCCGCGGAGAAGGAGGUAGUGUGUGA
This is a messenger RNA of Penicillium daleae, 1782 nucleotides long. RefSeq names its product flavin-containing monooxygenase. Gene Ontology annotation, molecular function: N,N-dimethylaniline monooxygenase activity; NADP binding; flavin adenine dinucleotide binding. The record is from RefSeq and is a predicted model, not a curated record. Bases 1 to 1782 code for a protein of 593 amino acids. Lineage: Eukaryota; Fungi; Ascomycota; Eurotiomycetes; Eurotiales; Aspergillaceae. The transcript is spliced from 6 exons.